GUCGGUGUGUAGUUCGGAAUGAACGAUUGUGUCGAAGUAUUGAGCGAGAACGAAAACAACAACAACAAUAACAAAACAAAAUAAGUGGAUAAACAACAUUACAUAAAAAACGAGAGAAAGAGAACUUACACUAUAUUGUGUAUUUUGAAAGUCAUCGAAAAGCAAUAACUUAUUUUUAUCUAAGUCGGAAUUGACAACGGCAAUGUCAACCAGAUUUGCAUUUUUUUCAGUGUCUAAUUACUAUAAUUCGAACAUUUUGACUGCAUGCAAAAUAUUUUUUAUACAAAAACAACAUUGACAGUGAUCAUUUGUGCGGUGACGACACAAAAAAAAAAAAAAAAGAAAUCAUCAUUGUACAUUUUUUUCGCAUUGCCUUGAACAUCCAGACAUACAAUCCGGAAUACACGUAGCAUCAAAUCAUUAGUUAAAAAAUGUCGUUGCGAGAGUUAAUCGAUCCGGAAUGUGGUGGUGCAAAUCCAUUGAUGCGAUUGGGAAAUCAAAUUGCACACGAUGCAGCGCACAAAGACGAUGGUAUAUCUGGUCGACCGAUGCCAUUUGCCGAAGCAUCAAGUCGGCCACAGCAAAGUUUCGGCGAAAUGAGUCAAAAUCAAUUGGUCAAUGAAUUUCUUGGUCAAAUGAGUGCACCAGCACCACAAUCAUUUCGAAUGGACGCUUUACUACAAGAAAUGCGAGAAAUCGAUGCACAAAACUAUCCACAAGGUAUUGUACAAGCGCCAACAGUUUCGGCCGAAGUUCAUAAUGGUUUGACAUGGUCAAAUGAAUUUGGCGCCAAUGAUGUGAAUGCAUCUGUACAAUUAGAUUCGAAAAGUGCACCAAUCAAACCAAAUGAUGAAGAAAAGUUCUGGCAAAAUCAUCCCCAUUCUAUAAAUCAAUCCGUAGCACCAGCAAUUUCUGAAACACACACAAUGCCGUUAACUACCGGUGAAUUUUUCGAUGCAACCCCCAAAACAAAUCAAUUUGAACCGUUGAGUAUGAAUUAUGCUGGUGUUGCUGGGCCAUCAGAACAUUACAGAUACAACGAGUUUAUGCGAUUUAUGAAUCGUGUCAGCGAUGGUGAUGUUAAUAUCGAAAAUAGACAACAAACAUUAAGUCAACAGACGUUUGAAACAUGGACAGAUGAAUUUACAACACACGCUGGUGAAGCCGGUGCAACAGCGUCUACAUCAAAUCAAGAUUCUGAUUGGGUUCGUGAUUUUGCAGAGCAUAAAGCAAAACAAGAUGUGGAUAAUGAAGAAUUCAAUAAGCAUUUUUGGAAUCGUUUGCAAGACGAAUGGAAAAAAAUAUCUGACAAUCUGGAUGAUCAAUCACCAUGGCUUUCCGAAUUUAGUGAAUAUUAUGACCCGUACAAAGAAUACACGUUCGAUGAAGAAAAUCCAAUGUUAGGUGUGGAGAAUGUUUUCGAAAAGGGCAAAAUAUUCCUUGAACAAGGCGAUAUUCCAAGUGCUGUAUUGUGUUUUGAAUCGGCCGUGCGUGAAGAUUUAAAUAAUGCGGAAAUCUGGGAACUAUUAGGAACAUCACAAGCUGAAAAUGAAAAGGAUCCAAAUGCCAUAGCAGCGUUGAAAAAGUCCCUUGAAUUGAAUCCAUCAAAUCGAAAUGUGAUGAUGGCAUUGGCCAUUUCAUAUACAAAUGAAAGUCUUCAAAAUCAAGCGCUACGCAUGCUUAUCGAUUGGUUGCGAACAAAUGAAAAGUAUAAAAAUCUGGUACCCGCCCAUUUUAGCGAUGGCCCGAAACCAAUGAAUCCACAAAAAAUGGCACAUUCAUUGAUAAAUGGACCCGAAUUGGUUGACGUUCAAGAUAUAUUUAUUCAAGCGGUCCAACAAUCACCGGACGAAAUCGAUGCAGAAAUUCAAGAAGCACUCGGCGUUCUAUUCAAUUUAUCAUCCGAUUAUGAAAAGGCAGCUGAUUGUUUUAAGGCGGCACUACAAGUGAAACCAAACAGUGCCAAAAUAUGGAAUCGUCUAGGUGCAAGUCUUGCAAAUGGAAAUCAAUCGAUUAACGCCGUUGAUGCAUAUCAACAUGCGUUGGCUAUUGAACCGGGCUAUAUACGUGCCCGAUAUAAUGUUGGAAUUAUUUGUAUAAAUUUAAAAUCAUACAAAGAAGCCAUCGAACAUUUUUUGCUAGCACUUAAUCAUCAAGCUACAUCAAUGGCACGUUCAGGCCUGCAAAGUGUUAAAGACUCUAGCAAUCAAAUGUCAGACACAAUUUGGAGUACACUUCGAAUGGCCAUCUCGCUUAUGGGACGAAUGGACCUUCAAGAGGCAAUUGAUAGUCGCGAUUUAGAUGUACUCAAUCGAGAAUUUCAAUCCGUUGAUUAAACAUGUAAUUUUCUUUUUAUGUUCACAGGGGCAAUUUAUUGGUGUGGAGUUGUUAUUUACAAUUUGCUUUAAGUGGCUUAUAAAUAGAGAUCUAUAUGUUGUUAUAAAAAUGUGAUUAAGUGAAAAGAAAAACAUCCGAUGGAAAAUUGAAAGUCAAUGAAAACACAAACCGAAAUGAUUUUUCACAUUUUUAUAGAAUUAAAAAAUCAGGUAGCUUGCGAAUAAGAAUUAAAACAAAUUGACAUUUUCAUAUAAUAUUUAAUACGAUGCCAAAUUUUUACAAGAAACAAAAAAUCUGCCAAUCAAAAGUCUUACCUUUUUCGUCAAUUUUCAUCGGAGAACUAGCACUUACAUGCGCUGGAGACAUCGAACAAAUGUUUUUUUUUUUUUUUGCAAGUUAGAUUAUAAUAUAAAUAGAUUUUUACUCUUUUUGGGGGAUCAAAUAAAACGAACAUAGAUUGUUUGUGUAGUUUGCGUGUUUUAUUAAAAAAAAAAAAAAAAGCUUUAGGAU
Messenger RNA from Contarinia nasturtii (swede midge), 2847 nucleotides. It is a transcript of the gene Pex5, whose product is annotated as peroxisomal targeting signal 1 receptor. The record is from RefSeq and is a predicted model, not a curated record. Gene Ontology annotation, molecular function: protein binding. The coding region runs from base 432 to 2336 and encodes 634 amino acids. Gene Ontology annotation, biological process: protein import into peroxisome matrix, docking. The transcript has 7 exons. Gene Ontology annotation, cellular component: peroxisomal membrane; cytosol. Lineage: Eukaryota; Metazoa; Arthropoda; Insecta; Diptera; Cecidomyiidae.